Molecule: messenger RNA, 3153 nt
Organism: Solea solea (common sole)
Lineage: Eukaryota; Metazoa; Chordata; Actinopteri; Pleuronectiformes; Soleidae
Gene: prkcz
Product: protein kinase C, zeta
Exons: 18
Coding region: 251-2053 (600 amino acids)
Biological process (GO): protein phosphorylation
Molecular function (GO): protein serine/threonine kinase activity; ATP binding; protein binding
Source: RefSeq, a predicted model, not a curated record
UCCGCCAGCAGAGCGUCCAACAAUGUUGGCUAAACGAAGGAAACUUUACAAGUAGCUCGACCGAAGUUUUUAUUGUUUUACUUUGGACCAAACCGUGACUCCGGUUCGAGUUGUUUAAACUUUUAUUUGUAUUCGUCACCGCGUGUAAAAGUGCGAGUUUUCAGGCCGGUCCAGUCCAGUCCGGUUCCGUCCAGUCCAGUCAGCGUGUGGCGCUAUAAGUGAAGAGGAGGCAAAGCAGAACCGUGCUAGGAUGUAUAGGCUGGAAUCGAACGGAUCCAUAAUGGACCUGGACGCGGGUCGAGUGAAAAUUAAAGCGCACUACUGUGGGGACAUGUUAAUCACAGACUUGGCUCCCACGGUAACCUUUGUGGAGUUGUGCGAGGAGGUGAGAACGAUGUGCAGUGUUGCCAAGCAGCAGCCCAUCACACUCAAGUGGAUCGAUGAUGAAGGGGACCCUUGCACCAUCUCGUCUCAGAUGGAACUGGAGGAAGCGUUUCGUAUUUACCCUCGGACCAAGAAGUCUGGACUGCUGCUGCACGUCUUCCCCGGUUUCCCGGAGCAGCCUGGCAUGCCCUGUCCCGGAGAAGACAAAUCGAUCUAUCGCCGCGGGGCCAGAAGAUGGAGGAAGCUCUACCGAGUCAACGGACACCUCUUCCAGGCCAAGAGCUUUAACAGGAAAGCCUACUGUGGCCACUGUAGUGAAAGGAUAUGGGGGCUGGGCAGGCAGGGCUACAAGUGUAUCAACUGCAAACUGCUGGUCCAUAAGCGCUGUCACAGACUCAUCCCUCAGACCUGCCAAAAGCUUAUGGAUCCAGUCAUGCCAUCACAGGAGCCCCCGUCAGACGACAAGAGUGAAGAAGUGGACCUUCCACCGGACGACACCGAGGACCCCGACGAGAUACCCUUUUUGCCACACAACUGUACAGAGGACAAAACAGAGGAUGCAGAUUCAGAGGACAUCAAAGGAGUUGUGGACGGCAUCGACGGCAUCAAGUUGUCCCAGGGUCUGUCUCUGGGACUGAGCGACUUCGACUUGAUCCGGGUGAUCGGGCGCGGCAGCUACGCCAAGGUCCUGCUGGUUCGGCUAAAGAAGAACGAGCAGAUGUUUGCGAUGAAGGUGGUGAAGAAGGAGCUGGUCCACGAUGACGAGGACAUCGACUGGGUGCAGACAGAGAAGCAUGUGUUUGAGCAGGCGUCCACCAAUCCAUUCCUAGUCGGCCUCCAAUCCUGUUUCCAGACAGAAAGUCGGUUAUUUCUGGUCAUUGAAUACGUGAACGGCGGUGACUUGAUGUUUCAUAUGCAACGACAGAGGAAGCUCCCAGAAGAACAUGCCAGAUUUUAUGCCGCAGAAAUCUGCAUCGCUCUGAACUUCCUGCAUGAAAAGGGCAUCAUCUAUCGAGAUCUCAAGCUGGACAACGUUCUCUUGGACCAUGAGGGACACAUCAAGCUCACAGACUACGGCAUGUGCAAGGAAGGGAUCAGACCAGGUGACACCACCAGUACCUUCUGUGGAACACCCAACUACAUUGCACCUGAGAUCCUCAGAGGAGAGGACUAUGGCUUCAGUGUGGACUGGUGGGCUCUGGGCGUGCUGAUGUUCGAGAUGAUGGCUGGCAGGUCGCCGUUUGACAUCAUCACCGACAAUCCCGACAUGAACACAGAGGAAUAUCUCUUCCAAGUUAUUCUCGAGAAGCCCAUUCGCAUCCCAAGGUCUCUGUCAGUGAAAGCUGCCAGUGUGCUCAAGGGCUUUCUUAACAAGGAUCCUAAGGAGCGGCUGGGUUGCCAGGUCCAGACGGGCUUCGUGGAUAUCAAGGCGCACACGUUUUUCCGCAGUAUAGACUGGGAGCAGCUGGAGAAGAAAGACGUGACACCGCCCUUCAAACCUCAAGUCUCUGACGAGUACGGACUCGAAAACUUUGACACGCAGUUUACUAAUGAGCCAGUGCAGCUAACACCUGAUGAUGAGGACGUCAUCAAGAGAAUAGACCAGUCAGAAUUUGAGGGAUUUGAAUACAUCAACCCCCUGCUGCUGUCCACAGACGAGUCUGUAUGAAGGAGAGACACCAGAGCUUCCUCCUUCGCCCACCCACUGUCUGUCCACAGAAAAAAAACACUCGCAAAGCCAACACUGAAAGGACAAGAGGGAGGACGCGCUCACUCUCUGGACGUGUCCACAAGGCAGAUGCAAACACGAGAACGCGAGAACGUGAGAACACGAGAACGCGAGAACACGAGAACCCGAGCCGGUUCUCUUCCUUGGAGGAGUUUGAUUGCUGUUUUUUGUUUUUUUGAGAAAACCAAACUCUUCUUUCUUGGUGUGAACCAGGAAAAUAAAGAACAUUCCCGUCGUUGCACUGUCCCCCCUCCCCCCCGUCCCCCCUGUCCCCCUUGGUUUUUUCUUUCUCCUUUGGCGUCUUUCCGUUCUCCCACAUCAGAAUGUCCACCCUCAUGUCAAAGCACGACUGGCUUUGUCUUCUGAGCAGAGAGCUGUUGUUGAUCCUGUGCCUGCCACCAUGAACACACACACACACACACACGCACACACACGCACACACACACACACACACACACACGCACACACGCACACACACACACGCACACACACACCCCUGGAUGACUUUGACAGUUUCCGCUGAGAAACUUCACAUUUUACGUGCACUUUCUUUUUUUUCUCCUCCAUUUAUUUUUAUUUUAUGUUUUUUAAAAAACAACAAACGAAACAAGAAUGUACAAUGACAAGGAAAAAAACAAAGUUAUUGUGUAUUAUAUUGUAGGUAGUGAAUCCAAAAUUUGACGAUGCCUUUUUAUUGAUGCGAGUGGCACAUUUUUCAUCCCUGGAACAUUUAACUUUUCCUUUUUGUUCUUCACAUACGAUAGUGCGGGGGGUCGCGGGGGGGGGGGGGACCUGGGAGACAAAUUUUUAUUUAAGAAGUGCCUCAAAGAUCAAAAUGAAUUACGUUGUCUCUGAAUGCACUUAUUGAACAUCUCUUCACGCACCGUGGAGCUGCUGCUGCUGCUGCUGCUGCUGCUGCUGCGGCUGCUGCUGCUGCUGCCAUGGUUUCGUCCACAGAGUUCUAAAGUAGAGGGGAGAUCAAUAGGUGACACAUGACUUCAUUUUUAAACCAAUCAAUAAUGAUUUUUUCUUUUUUUUUU